This is a messenger RNA of Postia placenta MAD-698-R-SB12, 2453 nucleotides long. RefSeq lists its product as hypothetical. Lineage: Eukaryota; Fungi; Basidiomycota; Agaricomycetes; Polyporales; Adustoporiaceae. The coding region runs from base 186 to 2453 and encodes 755 amino acids. The transcript has 9 exons. The record is from RefSeq and is a predicted model, not a curated record. Gene Ontology annotation, biological process: mitotic DNA damage checkpoint signaling; protein phosphorylation. Gene Ontology annotation, cellular component: nucleus. Gene Ontology annotation, molecular function: ATP binding; protein serine/threonine kinase activity.
GUUCAAUUGCCUUGGCCCCACUCCGCCACCGUUGUUCACGUCCUCUACAUUUAUUGCACUGAGGACUUAACCUUGUCUACUAUCUUGUCGUGAGCAGGCGCCCCCUAGUGUGGCCUUCUGGAAUAGCGGCAAGUGCGACGUAUUCGGGCGAACGCAGCGAACAGACAGGCUCUUCUUGGAUAUCCAUGGCCACUGCGGUCCUCCUCUCCCAACAUUCUUCGAAUCCCCUCGAAGUCCCCUCCUCGGAUGCUCGUAACAGAGCAUACCAACGCCAGUUCCUGCGGGUGCAAAAAGCCAAUGGACAUUCUGCUUCUUCGGAUGAUCCACCCGUCGGCUACCGCACGCCUGAACUGGAGAGUUACCACUCGCAUCUGGCUCAGCUGUACCCCAACUCGGGCCUAUCUUUCAUGAAAACAAGAGCCGAGGCCACACCCAAGCCGCAGCCCGCCCCUAUGGAGGACGAGGACAACCUCAUGUCUAGCGACGAUGAGUUGUACGUUACACCAGAGGACGCCAUGCUGGAGGUCGUGGAUGACGAGGAUGAUGAUGAUGAUGAUGAUGCUCUACCGACGCACGAUUUGAACGUGCAUCCACAAACGGACGAGGAGAUGACUAUAUGCUUGAAAUCACGCGAAGAACAGGAUGAGAUCGAGACUGAAAUCGCGGAACUCGAAGCUGUCGUCCCACAACUCACCCCGGACUACAAGAUCAUUGACCGUCUCGGCACCGGGACCUUCUCUUCAGUCUACAAGGCUAUUGACCUCGGCUACCAUAGCAAGUGGGACAACACUCCAUGGCACGGCCACCAUCCGCCGUCAUCAUCCGCUUAUUACCAAUCCGUACCUCAUCCUCGAGACAGCAAAUUCUUUGUCGCGGUCAAGAGGAUAUAUGUGACGAGUGGACCCGAGCGAAUACGAAACGAGAUCUCUAUAAUGGAAGACUGCAGAGGUUGCCGCCAUAUCUCGCAGCUGAUCACAGCGUUCCGGCAUUGUGACCAGGUGGUCGCCAUUAUGCCCUAUCAUCGCAACCAGGACUUCCGAGAUUACUACCGGACUUUGCCAAUGGAAGGUAUUAAAGCAUAUUUCCGCUGUAUGUUCCGAGCAUUGCGCGAUAUUCACGCGCGGGGUAUCAUCCAUCGUGACGUGAAACCUGCCAAUUUCUUGUUCGAUUCUCGAACGGGAAUAGGCACACUCUGUGACUUCGGACUCGCGUGCCGCAUGGAACGGGGACCCACACUCGGUGCCUGCUUACAUACUGCGCCCUCGCGGGAAUUCCCUCAUGGUCGAAUAAGAGACCGGGAGGAAUUUGACCUCGAGCACAUCAAGCAGUUACAGAAGGAUUCUCGAAUGAGGAGUCUAUUACCUCCGGAGAAAGUUGGCUAUCCUGAGAAGGAUAACAGGCCAACCUGUCUCGAAAGCAAAUCGUGCAGACAGGUGGUGAGUUGCUAUCCCGAGAGAAACGACAUCCGCGAACCAGUAGCACUCACGUUGUGUUUCAUCACUAUAGCAAUAGAUGUCUGGUCCGCAGGCAUGAUCCUCCUCUUCUUCCUGACGGGGAAGUUCCCGUUGUUCCACUCGAGUGACGACGUCGAGGCGCUGAUGGAGAUUGCCUCCGUCGUUGGGAGGAGGAGAAUGGAGAAGGCUGCUACCCUCCACAGCCGCAUGUUCCAGACCAACGUGCCCACGCUCACCACAGAGGGAAUAACCUGGCGCGAGUUCGUAGAACGCCUAAAUCCUCACCUUCGGGAGCCGCCAGACCCGGAUCCGCGAUUCUACCCUUACGCUGACGCUGCGCGUCCACACGCCGGCCCUCCCUCUUCGUCAUCGUCAUCGCGUUAUUCGCCGGCGCGAUCGCCCUCCCCUUUGCUUGCGGCACCUGAUCCUGAGGCCUACACCACGGACAUCGAGAACGCCGUCGACUUCCUCGAGCAGGUUAUGCAUCCCGAGGCCCCACGACGCAUUACUCCGCGUCGGGCCCUCGCGCACCCCUUUCUACGCGAGCCAGAUACCCCGGACGACGACGAGUUCUUCCCACAUCCGUUCGGCGAUGGGGUUUGCGGUCAUCUGCACUUCGUGGACGAUGUCACAGAUGACCUGUGCGUGCGUGUACGCGUGCCUGGAGAAGAAGAGAUGCAGGUAAUUCGCCUCGCGUCUGGAGAGGGCAUAGCCAUUGGGAGCCAGCCAUGCAGGGGAUCGAACAGCCCAUGCAUCUUCAAUGAUGUACCAACGAAUGGAACGAGAAUUUCCGCAGCGAGCGUCCCUCUUUCGUCCUAUCUGAAGUCGAUCAGCUACAGGAGAGGCCUGUGUUAUCUUAUCUCCCGGUCUGCUCCACAAAUGCAUCUUUCUGCCAUAGACAUCGGAGCUAGCACUCUCUUGGCUCGGUUACGAGCUACAGUGGCUAGCAUCAAGCCCUCCCACUGCCUCUGUCCUGGUAUGAGAAAAAGUGGCUUCUAG